Equus quagga is the source of this 1212-nucleotide messenger RNA. RefSeq names its product neuromedin U receptor 2 (gene NMUR2). Gene Ontology annotation, biological process: G protein-coupled receptor signaling pathway. The coding region runs from base 1 to 1212 and encodes 403 amino acids. Gene Ontology annotation, molecular function: neuromedin U receptor activity. Gene Ontology annotation, cellular component: plasma membrane. The record is from RefSeq and is a predicted model, not a curated record. The transcript has 4 exons. Lineage: Eukaryota; Metazoa; Chordata; Mammalia; Perissodactyla; Equidae.
AUGUCAGUGAUGGAAAAACAUGAGAAUGUUUCCUGGAUCCACCAGCAGGAACUGGAAGAUCCACUCAAGAAAUACCUAAACAGCACUGAGGACUACCUCACCUUCCUCUGCGGGCCUCCACGCAGUCACCUCUCCCUCCCGGUGACUAUGGUGUAUGCGCUUAUUUUUGUGGUGGGGGUCGUUGGCAAUCUCCUGGUGUGCCUGGUGAUUCUUCGGCACCAGACUAUGAAGACGCCCACCAACUACUACCUCUUCAGCUUGGCUGUCUCUGAUCUCCUGGUCCUGCUCCUUGGGAUGCCCUUGGAAGUCUAUGAGAUGUGGCGCAACUACCCCUUCCUCUUUGGGUCGGUGGGCUGCUACUUCAAGACCGCCCUCUUUGAGACGGUGUGCUUUGCCUCCAUCCUCAGCGUCACCACGGUCAGCGUGGAGCGCUACGUGGCCAUCGUGCACCCGUUCCGAGCCAAGCUGGAGAGCACCCGGCGGCGGGCCCUCAAGAUCAUUGGCAUCCUUUGGGGCUUGUCUUUUCUCUUCUCUCUGCCCAACACCAGCAUCCACGGCAUCAAGCUCCACUACUUCCCCAAUGGGUCCUUGGUCCCGGGCUCCGCCACUUGUACCGUCAUCAAGCCCAUGUGGAUCUACAAUUUCAUCAUCCAGAUUACCUCCUUCCUCUUCUACAUCCUCCCCAUGACUGUCAUCAGUAUCCUCUACUACCUCAUGGGGCUCAGACUAAGGAAAGAACAACACCUUGAGGCAGAUGAAGUGACUGCAAAUGUUCAAAGACCUUCCAGAAAAUCAGUUACCAAAAUGCUGUUUGUCUUGGUCUUAGUGUUUGCGAUCUGUUGGAUCCCAUUCCAUGUUGACCGACUCUUCUUCAGCUUUGUGGAGGAGUGGACUGAAUCCCUGGCUGCUGUGUUCAAUCUCAUCCACGUGGUAUCAGGUGUCUUCUUCUACCUGAGCUCAGCUGUCAACCCCAUUAUCUAUAACGUGCUCUCUCACCGCUUCCGAGCAGCAUUCCGGAACGUGAUCUCUCCUUCCUGCAAACAGUGGCACUCCCAGCAUCACCCACAGGGGCCACCUGCCCAGCGGAAUGUCUUCCUGACAGAAUGUCACCUCGUGGAACUGACUGAAGAUGCAGGUCCCCAGUUCCCCUGCCAGUCAUCCCUCUGCAGCUACCACCUCCCCGCAGCCCUCUGUACUGGACAGGCACCAUGA